Belonocnema kinseyi is the source of this 639-nucleotide messenger RNA. RefSeq lists its product as uncharacterized. The transcript has a single exon. The coding region runs from base 28 to 513 and encodes 161 amino acids. The record is from RefSeq and is a predicted model, not a curated record. NCBI's taxonomy places the organism in Eukaryota, Metazoa, Arthropoda, Insecta, Hymenoptera, Cynipidae.
UAUAAUGAAGUAUGCUUGCAUGACUUGAUGUGCUUUUAUAAGCGAGAUAAUUCAACAAAAUAUAAUGCUGAUGAGUUUUUGUUGUUUUGCUCGGAUAAAAUGACAGAAAAACUGUGCACAGAUGCCGAAGAAAAUACGAAAGAGCAAAGUGAUGAAUGUCUAUGGCACACUCUAAGACAGUUCAGAGUAACGGCUUCCAAAAUUUCGGAAACGUCGAAAUGUAAUACUCCUGAAGGAGUAUUAAAAGAAAGCAUUUUUGGGGCUCAAAUGUAUGAUUCAGUAUAUAUGGAGCGAGGAAGACUACUGGAGAAAGAGAUUAUAAAAGAAUUAGAAACGGAGUAUGAAACUAAAAUUAAAAAGGUCGGUUUAAUGUUAUCUUCUAGUCUACCAGCACUUGGUGCUUCACCUGAUGGAAUCAGCGAGGAGUUUGUGGUUGAAAUAAAGUGCCCAGCGAAGGUCUCUACUGUUAAGAAUUACAUAUCCUUGAAAGGAGACGUUGUUAAAAAGUACUAGGCUCAAACACAAAUGCAAAUGCAUUUCUGUAAAAGACAAAAAGGAGUUUUUGCUUUUGCGUCAACGAAUUUUGAAUCAGACCACAAAACGCAAAUCGUUGUAGUAACCUACGAUAAGAAAUUUUGU